This is a messenger RNA of Oreochromis niloticus (Nile tilapia), 6679 nucleotides long. RefSeq names its product phosphodiesterase 11a (gene pde11a). Gene Ontology annotation, biological process: signal transduction. Lineage: Eukaryota; Metazoa; Chordata; Actinopteri; Cichliformes; Cichlidae. The transcript is spliced from 20 exons. Gene Ontology annotation, molecular function: protein binding; 3',5'-cyclic-nucleotide phosphodiesterase activity. The coding region runs from base 1347 to 4103 and encodes 918 amino acids. The record is from RefSeq and is a predicted model, not a curated record.
CUAUUAUAAAACUGAAUAAACAUGUCACACUGGGACACUAUUUGCAGGAUUUGAGUUGUUAGUGGGGAGAGAGAGGCAAAGAACUCUGAAGUGAUCUUUAAGAGGCUGUGACUGGUAUGCAGCUAUUUAAGACAAAACCUGCUGCACUUUGAAACCUGUUCUGAGUUGUUUGACCACAUUUGGAGAAAAAAAAAUACUGAUCAAAAAGACAGAGUGCAUUUGCAGGGGUCAUGUAAAGCAGAUAAAGGCAUAUCGAAGUUAACCUUGCUUAUCAAAUCUAGAGAUUUCACACUUGAAUUCAGAUCGCUGAACAAUGAGGUGCUCAUGAUAGGAGUCAGAUUUGUGCUGGUAGCUGUAUCACUGUCCAAGUUGUGGACUAUAACUCCCCCUAGUGUUCAAAUUACACACCUACUCACAGAUGAACUAGUAUAAAGGAAUUUGAUUUUCUGGCAUGCUCACUAGCGAUAAAAGUCGCGGUUACAUAACUAAAUGACACAGACCGCUGCAGACGAUGUUUAAUAUAUGCUAUGAAUUCCUUUUUUAGGCGACUGUCACUCACUGAUUAUCACGGAAAAGCCUUUUUUUGUGGAAUGCAGAGAGAUCCAUUGUUUUUGAUUAAUGUUAAAGAGUUAAUUCACCCAUAUGGGGUUCCUUUGCUUCAGAUAAGCCUUACAAAACUGGAGCGGAUCCGAAAUACUGAAAGUUAUGAACAGUGUGCAACAAAUCUACCACUAUACUCUACUGUUUUAUAUUUUUGUGUAGCUUAUUGCACAGGUAACCAUACGCAUUCUGUAUAAUAUGUGCUGGACAAACAGAAGUUAGUAUUAUCCUAGUCAUUUUCAUACUUGGAGCCUGUAAUGGGGGCCAAACGGUUCAGAUGUCCAGAGGGCUGCGUACUGAAGCAACCCUGAGCUCCUGCUCGUGUGACGAAACGAGCAUCAGUGGGACCGAGCCAACCACAGCCAGCGUCAUUUGCACUCUAGAAGACGCACACGACAGCAACGCUCGGUAGUUGCUGUUUGUUGCCUUUUCAAAGCCCGUGGCAGUCCCAGCGAGCAUCAGUUUGCGUCCACGGUGCUUAACCUAGAUCUGCUUAAAUGAGCUUACAUUAAGUGAAAACGGCAUGGACAUGCUGUGGAGGAAUAUGCUGGUGCGCAAAGGGAGUCUCCAUCCCCACAGAGUGGAGCUGGAUAUGUAGCCGGAGCUCCAGGGAUGCUCCAAGCAUACUGGACCUUGGAAGUUGUCAAACGAUUCUUGUCUUCAACCCCCCAGCAAAGCCUCAUAGAUGAUAUUUCUCUGCGCGACUUCAUGGAUUUGGUUCUCUGAGAACCAUCUGAAGAACAGACAUGGCAGUGUCAAAGAUGCUGUUCUCUGACGUGGAAAGUUUUCUGGACUCACAUCCCGAGUUAUUCGAGGAUUACCUGAACAGAAAGGGGAAUUAUGGCAUGGUGGAGAAAUGGCUCAAGAAUCACCAGGCGAGCAAAAGUCCAACGGCUUCAGCUCCAGCCGAGACAAGAGAGGAGAAGAGCAACCCGUGCAAGGACAGCUGGGCGAGCAAAUGUGACGGUUUGCAGCGGAGAGCGUCUCAGAAGGAGCUGCGUAAAACUUUCGCCAGAUCCAAGGCAAUCAACGUCAACAGGACAUACGACGAACAUGUUAAUUCCAGGGCGCAGGAGCCGCUGACGAGCAUGAGGAGGAGAGCACUGCUGAGGAAAGCGAGUUCUCUGCCCCCGACCACUGCGCACAUACUGAGCGCACUGCUGGAGUCCAGAGUCAACAUCCCCCAGUAUCCUUCCACAGCCGUGGAUUUUAAAUAUUACCUCAAAGAACACAACGAGCGAGAGUUUUUCCUGGAGCUUGUAAAAGACAUAUCAAACGACUUGGAUCUAACGAGUCUCAGCUACAAGAUCCUCGUGUUUGUUUGCAUUAUGGUGGAUGCAGACCGGUGCUCCUUGUUUUUAGUGGAGGGAACAGGCAACAAGCAAACGCUAGUGUCCAAAUUCUUUGACGUGCACGCAGGCACCACAGUUUUACCCUCAAUGAAUUCAGACGAAGUUCAAGUGCCGUGGGGGAAAGGGAUCAUUGGUUAUGUAGCCGAACACGGGGAGACAGUGAACAUCCCUGACGCUUAUCAGGAUCGUCGGUUCAGCGAUGAAAUUGACAAGCUGACAGGGUACAAAACCAAGUCACUGUUGUGCAUGCCCAUUCGCAACAGUGAUGGAGAGAUCAUUGGAGUUGCUCAGGCCAUUAACAAGAAUUCAAGUGGAGAGCUCUUCACUGAAGAUGAUGAGAAGGUGCUGCAGAUGUACCUGCCCUUCUGUGGCAUUGCAAUCUCCAACGCCCAGCUAUUUGCCGCCUCAAGGAAGGAGUAUGACAGGAGUCGGGCACUCCUGGAAGUAGUCAAUGACCUGUUUGAAGAACAGACUGACCUGGAGAAGAUUGUCAGGAAGAUCAUGCACCGUGCCCAGACGCUGCUUAAGUGCGAGCGCUGCUCUGUUCAGUUGCUGGAGGACAUUGAGUCACCGGUUGUGAAGUUCACCAAGUCGUUCGAGCUGCUCUCCCCUAAGUGUAGCGCAGACACCGAAAGCAGUUUCAAAGACAGCUUGGAGAAAUCAUCUUACUCAGACUGGCUCAUCAAUAACAGCAUUGCGGAGCUGGUGGCUUCCACAGGACUGCCUGUAAACAUUAGUGACGCCUAUCAGGAUCCUCGCUUUGAUGCUGAGGCAGACCAGUUCUCUGACUUCCAUAUCCGCUCAGUGCUUUGUGUCCCUAUAUGGAACAGCAACCACCAAAUUAUUGGUGUUGCCCAAGUGCUGAACAGGCUUGAUGGGAAACCCUUCGAUGAUGCAGACCAGCGUCUUUUUGAGGCAUUUGUGAUCUUUUGUGGACUGGGCAUCAACAACACCAUCAUGUACGACCAGGUGAAAAAGUCUUGGGCCAAGCAGUCGGUGGCUUUGGAUGUUCUGUCGUACCAUGCCACUUGCUCCAAGACUGAAGUUGACAAAUUCAAGGCUGCUAACAUCCCCCUGGUCUGCGAGCUGGGCAUCGACAAGCUCUCCUUUGAUGAUUUCUCUCUGGAUGUUGAUGCCAUGAUAACGGCAGCUUUGAGAAUGUUUAUGGAACUGGGAAUGGUGCAGAAAUUUAAGAUUGACUAUGAGACGCUGUGCAGAUGGCUGCUGACCGUCAGAAAAAACUACCGAAUGGUUCUCUAUCACAACUGGAGACACGCAUUCAACGUCUGCCAGUGCAUGUUUGCCAUGCUGACGACAGCAGGUUUCCAGGAGACUCUGACAGACGUGGAGAUCUUAGCCCUUAUUGUCGGAUGUGUGUGCCAUGACUUGGACCACAGGGGCACCAACAACGCUUUUCAAGCAAAGACGGGCUCAGCUCUCGCUCUGCUUUAUGGGACCUCUGCUACACUGGAACACCACCACUUCAACCAUGCUGUCAUGAUCCUGCAGAGCGAGGGUCACAAUAUCUUCUCCAACCUCUCGUCCACAGAGUACAGCGACCUCAUGCAGCUGCUGAAACAGUCAAUUCUGGCCACAGACCUCACACUUUACUUUGAGAAUAGAAACAUGUUCUUUGAGCUGGUCAGCAAUGGCGAGUACAACUGGAAUGUGAAGGCACAUAGAGACAUGUGCAGAUCCAUGAUGAUGACAGCAUGUGAUCUCGGUGCUGUCACUAAGCCCUGGGAAAUAUCACGAAAGGUGGCUGAGCUGGUGACGAGCGAGUUCUUUGAGCAGGGCGACAGAGAAAGACUGGAGCUGAAACUCACGCCCUCUGCCAUUUUUGACCGAAACAGGAAGGAUGAGUUGCCAGGGCUUCAGCUAGAAUGGAUUGAUGGAAUCUGCUCUCCGCUGUACGAGACUCUGGUCAAGUUGAAUCCCAAACUUCAGCCGAUGGUUGACAUGAUCAAAGCUAACAGGGCCAAAUGGGAGGAACUGAACAGGAAGAGACAACGCGGCCAGAGUGUUUCUGCACCCGCGAGCCCCUGCAGUGGUGACAGCACAGAAGCCAGUGGCUGCACUGUGGCCAAAACUGGCAGCACACCCUGCUGCAGUGGCAGUGCUGACGGAUCACCCUCUAAAGCAGCUAGUUAGCUUCUGCUGCCGAGCUUCUGAGCUGAUUUCCUAGGCUUAUUUCCUCCAAAAUGCAGUCUGCAAAAGAGGAAGUGCAGCGCAUGCAGAGAUUCAUGGGCUCUGCUCCUGUUCGCUUUUUGCUACUAGAGAUGAGCUUCAGACUUGAGUGUGGCGCUAUCAUAGAGGUUUUUCUGCUGCCUUCAGAUUCCCUGUGCUGAAGGGUGACAGAGCUGUGUUUGGCAAGCUUGUCAGAGCAGCUACAAAUCAGCCGAUGACACCACGUCAGAAAGGAAACUCAAACCACUGUGUCAACAUGUCAGCCAGUGAGCUAACACCAACAAUUCCACGGCAGUGUACAGAUUUUCAGCACAGGCAUGGAGAAUAUAGGAGAGGAAUAUUUGUCUCUGCUGUGGUUUGUUUUGCUUUUGGCACCCCCUUGUUGCUCAUUCUUUUUGUCCAGGGUAACAGAUUAUUGUUAUUUUUUGUAAAUCUGUAAAUAGGCUAUCGAGUUAUUGAAAAGAGUAAGGAUUGUAAUGUGGCUGUAGACUUUGUGAAGGCCUACGGGGUGCAGGAACAACAAGGACCUGUGACAGUGCUUGCAGUGCAAAUUGAAUUCCCACUCCCUCUCUUCCUGUGCCUUGUUUUAGGAUCCUAAUGAAACAUGCAUGGCCUCCGUGCUGAGGUUCUUAGAUAGUGUGUCGAACCACGCUGUGUUUUUUUGCCAUAAUUUGUAAAAACCAGUGACUGCAAUUAACGUCUUGACCCCCAUAAACUUAAAUAUAUAUUUGCCUAGUUUUAUAAAUGCAGGGCCUAACUUAUCACACGCAAACUUACACACAUACACACACACACACACACACACACACACACACACACACACACACACACACAAACGUGCCUUGAUGAAGCUGUUCUGAUAUUAUAUUAACUUCUGCAGGAAAUCUUAACAUCUACUAAUUUAACACUCGCAGCUGUUACCUAAAAAUAAAAUAUUCUUUAAUAUCAAAAGCCAUUGUUGGACAUUUUAAGAGCUGCCCUUUUUUGCUUAUAGCCAAUCAGUUUGAAAGGAAGAUCCUUACCACUCUUGUGGUUAUCUGUUGAAUCAGCAGGUGAUCAGAGCUUAGAUAGCAUAGAGACUGCAAACACAUGGAAGCAGAUAGCAUUGCUGUUUCUCAUUGUUUAUUGUCUGUAGCAGUUAAGGGUAUUUCCUAAAAUGUAAAACGUUUCAAUCUAAUUUCACAAAUGCUACCAGCGGUAUACUGCAUUUUAUUAAAAGAAAAUCUCUUGAGACAAUGACAUGUCACUUGUAGUCACAAACUUUUGUUUAAAUUAGAGCCCAGUCAUUAAUAUAUUGUUGGGACUUAAAUGAGAAAGUAAAAAUUUCCAUUACUGAUAUAUUGGGUGAUAUUCUUUGAAGAUAUUGACAUAUAAUAUGUUAGUUAAAUGUCAGUUAAAUAUUCAUUUUUAACAUCACUAAAUAUUUCAUAAAAUAGCAAAAAAUCUACUAUCACGACCCCACUUGACUCCACAGUUAGACUGUAUAUAAAGGAUGGACAGAGCCCUUGUUAAGCCACCCUUCAGUUAGUAAACUAAUGGGUGACUUAAGCCUUAAACGUAUUGUUUUAGUGAAACCAAGAAGAAGAAGAUCUGACUUUGAAACUGAGAGACGCCACACAGCCAGUUAUUUUUAUUAAAAUUAUCAUUAGAAUUUGACAGGAAGUGAGUCACAUGUUGUUAGCCAAUGACUGUGUGGUGUCCAGGGCAAUUUUCCUCUAGACAUCUAUACAACUGCAGCUCUUUUGACAGCCACUGCUGCCCCCUGCUGGUUAUUUAAAGAACUUCCACAUUGGCUUCUCCAUCUAUCUUUUAUGUACAGUCUAUACCCAGCUGUGAUGUAUACUCUUGUGCUCCUGCACAGUCCUGAGAGCUUUGGAGUUGGAGCCACCCUAUGGACAAACUAUGUGAUGACACCAUUUCUAAAUUAGGCUUAAAAUUGGACAUUAUUUAAAUUAUGAAACAAUUAUAAUAAGUAUUAUUUUGGGGUGGGGGGUUGCCUUAUGAGUUGUGUUGUAGCUUUUGUUAACUGGAGUUUUACAACGUGACUGUGCACAUUGUGUGGCAUGGAUCUGUGUGCUCUGUAUUUUAGUUGAAGAGCUAAACUGAAGUCAGCCAGAUUGUUUUUUGUUUUUUCUUUGUUUGUUUGUUUUGUUUUGUUUUUUUAAAUUGCAUGUCUUUAUGCAGUAUUAAAUUCAACCACUUGCUAAGGAUGUAGCAAAUAAGUGAGCCAAGAAAUACCUCGUACUUUCAUCAGUAAACAUUUUAUCUCAUGGGAAAUGCAUGACUUAAAUUCUAUUGCAUCAUGUUAUGUGAUUUACGUAUGAAUAUCACUGUUCUAUUUUCCAAUUAGGUCUCCGGGCAGGGCCAACUUCUACUCAUUUUUUCCCCGCAGUGUAAUGUGCUUUUUGUGUUUCUACUUUCUCCCAGUUUGGACUCUUGAUUUAUUCACUGCAGGCUAAACUGAAAGAAAACUUAGGCAUGGAAAGGCAAAUGAGCGAUGUUUCUGUUGAGAGUUUAAAUAAAAAGUGCUGCUACACGUG